Messenger RNA from Cajanus cajan (pigeon pea), 1863 nucleotides. RefSeq lists its product as uncharacterized. Lineage: Eukaryota; Viridiplantae; Streptophyta; Magnoliopsida; Fabales; Fabaceae. The record is from RefSeq and is a predicted model, not a curated record. Gene Ontology annotation, cellular component: membrane.
AUCUGUUGCGGAAGGAAAGAGAAGCUUAACGGCGGGAAAAAAAAGAAGAAAAAGCGGCGAAAAGCAAAGAAAAACCACCAAACCAAAAGCAAACUCUCUCAUCUUUAAUUCAUUUUUUAAUUUUUAAUUAUAGCUCCUAAAAGCAAAGCAAACAAACGCCCAAUAAUCCCUCUCUGUUUUUUCUUCCUUUAUUUUUUUUUCUCUGAAUCGAGAGAAACCGAAAACUAAAAGUGAAUGAAACCGGUUUCUACAAGAAACAGUGUUUUUAGUGUUGGCUCGUAACUAGAUCUGCGUCUUCUUCGUCAUUGCUCGGUUCUUCUUCUUCUCUCUCAGGUAUAGUUCGUAGGCAUUUUCCUUUCCGUGUGGAAUCUGCUGAAUGCGUAUGCACAAUCGAUGAUUUUGAUGUUUGUUUGCUGAGAAAAUUAGGAGAGAAAGUUAAGCAAAGUUUAGACGCUUACUUCGAGUACAGGAAUGGCAUAGGAGAUCUUAAGGGAAUGACACCUAUUUCUUUCCAUUCAUGCUCUGCGUAGCACUGUGGUGUAGAAGAAGAAAUGGAAUCUGGGGAAAGCAACAGUGGUAACGCGAGGCGAAUCAUAUCCAAGGAUUCUUCAUGGUGCAGUCAAUUCCGAAAUGCAUCUAAUCCUUGGAUGGCAAGAUAUGCCUAUGCCUUGAUUUUUCUUGUGGCCAAUCUUUUAGCAUGGGCUGCCCGGGAUUAUGGUCGUGGUGCUUUAACAGAAAUGAAGAGAUUAAAAGGAUGCAAUGGUGGAAAAGACUGUUUGGAUGCUGAAGGUGUUUUGCGUGUGAGCUUGGGUUGCUUUAUAUUUUAUAUCAUAAUGUUUUUGUCAACUGCUCGCACUUCUAAACUGAACAACGUGAGGGAUACAUGGCACUCUGGAUGGUGGUCAGUCAAGAUUGCUCUCUGGGUCGUCACGACUGUCAUCCCAUUUCUACUCCCUUCUGAAUUUAUCCAGAUUUACGGGGAGGUGGCUCAUUUUGGUGCAGGGGUUUUCCUCCUAAUUCAACUAAUAAGCAUAAUUAGCUUCAUUACAUGGCUGAAUGAAUGCUGCGAGUCUGAAAAAUAUCCAGCAAGUUGCCAAAUCCAUGUGAUGUUGUUUGCAACGACUGCAUAUGUUGUCUGUCUGGUGGGGAUCAUUUUGAUGUACAUUUGGUAUGCACCAAAGCCAUCUUGCCUCCUCAACAUUUUCUUCAUUACUUGGACGCUAGUACUUCUCCAACUUAUGACAAGCGUGUCUCUGCACCCAAAAGUUGAUGCUGGCAUUCUAACUCCAGGGCUGAUGGGGCUUUAUGUUGUCUUCCUUUGCUGGUGCGCUAUAAGAAGUGAACCUGCUGGAGAAAACUGCAUCAGGAAGUCAGAUUCUGCAAACAAAACAGAUUGGCUAAGCAUCAUUAGCUUUGUUGUUGGAAUACUGGCAAUCGUUAUUGCGACAUUUUCAACAGGCAUAGACUCCAAAUGCUUCCAGUUCAGGAAGGAUGAUACACCACCAGCAGAGGAUGAUGUACCUUAUGGUUAUGGCUUCUUCCAUUUUGUUUUUGCCACAGGAGCAAUGUACUUUGCUAUGCUAUUGAUCGGAUGGAAUACUCAUCGUCCUAUGAGAAAAUGGACAAUUGAUGUGGGUUGGACUAGCACCUGGGUCAGAAUAGUAAAUGAAUGGUUGGCGGUCUGCGUAUAUUUGUGGAUCCUGAUAGCUCCAAUCAUAUGGAAUAGCAGACAUACAGAUUCUACUUGAGAACGUCCGAAACAUAAACCAUUCUAGUUUUUUUUUUCGACGAUCAAGAUCUUCAGAUAGACCCAUAUCUCAGCUGUAAAUCCAGCUUUGCAGAUAGGAAAAAGAAUUGCAAUUG